Molecule: messenger RNA, 488 nt
Organism: Zingiber officinale
Lineage: Eukaryota; Viridiplantae; Streptophyta; Magnoliopsida; Zingiberales; Zingiberaceae
Product: protein disulfide isomerase-like 2-1
Exons: 5
Coding region: 1-432 (143 amino acids)
Biological process (GO): protein phosphorylation
Molecular function (GO): protein kinase activity; ATP binding
Source: RefSeq, a predicted model, not a curated record
AUGGAAUAUGCAAAGGGGCUCAUGUACUUGCACGAUGUUGCAAACCCUCCCGUAAUUUACAGGGAUAUGAAGGCGGCAAACGUGUUGUUGGAUGAAAACUUCAACCCCAAGCUGUGUGGACACUACAAGAAGCUUGCCCCUGAAUAUGAAAAGCUUGGAUCGAGCUUUAAAAAGGCUAAAUCUGUUUUGAUUGGGAAGAAGUUUUUUCCCAAGGAAAAUAAAGCUGGUGAAGAUUAUGAGGCUGAACGGGAGUUGGAUGAUUUUGUUAAAUUUAUUAAUGUGAAAUGUGGCACUAGCCGUGAUGCGAAUGGUCAACUUACUUUCCAGCUUCAAGAUAUCAAACUCUACACCUUCUAUAUGGAGCUAGAUUUGCAAAAGCCAUAUCCAACUCGAGGAAGUGACUUAUUGACAUGGGAGAGAACUUAUUGGUAACCAAGGACUUUGUGAAGAUAGCAAAUUUUGGCCUUGCUCGUGAAGUUCAUUCGAAG